AUGUUUUUAUUAAGUUUAAUAGUAUUUACCAAUUUAUUUCUCAUACCUAUUUUAUUUCAUCCAUUUAAUAUUUGUCGACAUUUUAUUCAUAUAGGUCAUGAACCAUAUCAUGGCGAAUAUCUUCAAAUUAAUUCAUAUGAAUCAUAUUUAUAUAAGAUAAUAGAAUAUUUGAAAUCUUAUAUUUAUAUUUCUUCAUUAAUUAAAUCUGAAAAUAUUUUUCAACAAUUAUUUAAUUUUUUAUUUAAAACAAAUAAAAAUUUAUCUAAGAAAAUUUUUUAUCCAAAUUUAAUAAAAUAUACUAAAAUGUAUAUAUAUGAACAUGAUUUAUCACCAUUUAUUCAAUCAUUUUUAACAAUGUAUAUUUCUUAUUUUUUAUUAACUUAUUUUUCAUCACUUGUUCAUGUUUAUCGAAUAUCAUUUAAAACAAAAGAAGAAAAAUCUUUAAAUAAUAUUCGUUAUCGUGCUAAACAAUUAAUAGAAUCAAAUUAUAUACGAUGGAUUAUUAAUGCUUUAUAUUGGAAAUUUAUUGGUGUUAUUAUUUCACAUAUUUUUUAUAUUAUAUCUAUAAAAAUUCUAAUGCAAAGAUUAUUUAUUUCUUAUAAACAUUUUCAUCUUAAUCAAGAUUUAAUUUAUAGUUCGUGGAAUUUACAAAAAAAUAUUAAAUUAAUUUAUAAAUAUGAAGGAUUAAAAGCUUUUUUUAGUGGUAUUCUUUCACGAUUAAUCUAUGAACUUGGUAAGUGA
This is a messenger RNA of Rotaria sordida, 741 nucleotides long. Lineage: Eukaryota; Metazoa; Rotifera; Eurotatoria; Philodinida; Philodinidae. The record is from the annotation of a GenBank genome assembly.